Molecule: messenger RNA, 866 nt
Organism: Ochotona princeps (American pika)
Lineage: Eukaryota; Metazoa; Chordata; Mammalia; Lagomorpha; Ochotonidae
Product: adenylate kinase 4, mitochondrial-like
Exons: 2
Coding region: 72-866 (264 amino acids)
Biological process (GO): nucleobase-containing compound metabolic process
Cellular component (GO): cytoplasm; mitochondrion
Molecular function (GO): nucleoside diphosphate kinase activity; ATP binding; AMP kinase activity
Source: RefSeq, a predicted model, not a curated record
CCUCACGACCAGAGAGGGUCCAGCAAGAAAGUUCGCGGAUCUCCUGCCAGGGUCUGCUCCUCAUCGAGGCAAUGGCUUCUAAACUCCUGCGAGCAGUCAUCCUCGGGCCGCCCGGCUCGGGGAAAGGCACUGUGUGCCAGAUGAUUGCCCAGAACUUUGGCCUGCAGCACCUCUCCAGCGGCCACUUCUUGCGGGAGAACAUCAAGACUAACACCGAAGUUGGUGGUAUGGCCAAGAAAUACCUAGAGAGAGGCCUUUUGGUCCCAGAUCAUGUCAUUACACGCCUGAUGCUCUCGGAGCUGGAGAGCAGGAGUGGCCAGCACUGGCUUCUGAGCGGCUUUCCGAGGACACUAGCACAGGCUGAAGCUUUAGACAAAAUUUGUGACCUGGAUCUAGUGAUCACUUUGAACAUUCCGUUUGAGACAUUGAAAGAUCGGCUCAGCCGUCGUUGGAUUCACCCUCCCAGCGGAAGAGUGUAUAACAUGGACUUCAACCCGCCUCACGUGCAUGGAAUUGAUGACAUCACGGGAGAAGCAUUAAUCCAACAAGAGGAAGAUAAGCCUGAAGCAGUUGCUGCGCGGCUAAGACGGUAUAAGGACACUGCGAAGCCAGUCAUUGAGCUAUACAAGAGCCGAGGAGUGCUCCACCAGUUUUCGGGGACGGAGACUAAUAAAAUAUGGCCUUAUGUUUACACACUUUUCUCAAACAACUUACUUCUAAACCAAUACUUCCGUAAAACCUUAGAUCCUUACAGGGACCCCACGGUGCCCAAUAACUGGCCUUUGCCCCUACAGGUUCGAAAGUUCCAUUGCAAGGCAGAGACCAAGGAUUCCAUCUAUACCCUCAAAGGACUCUCACCACAGUAG